This is a messenger RNA of Lactuca virosa, 1044 nucleotides long. Lineage: Eukaryota; Viridiplantae; Streptophyta; Magnoliopsida; Asterales; Asteraceae. The record is from the annotation of a GenBank genome assembly.
AUGGUGGGAUUAAAAUGUUUCAGGACUUCAAAACUAUGGCGAUUUAGCAGGGAUAUUGGACAGGUGGAAGGAUCUAACCCAAGAACAAUGGGUUUUGACAGCAUCAUAUGUGACAUGUCUUGGUGUACAUGGAGGUUAAGAAAUGACAUGGUGUUCAUGAAGAAAAAAGGAUGCAUCGAGGUGCUCUUUAUUGAUGUUAGACUUCCGCAUUUUAUGUGGAUUAGAUCUAGAUGUCAACUUCUAGGCUUUGAUAAGUUCAUUCCAUCAUAUGCUACUGCAACUAACAAAGAAAUCAGCAUUGGAGUAAACUAUGGCAGUGGGGGUAGUGGGAUUCGGAAAGAAACGGGAAGUCAUAUGGGUGAUCGCUACAGCAUGGAUAGGCAAUUACUUCAUCACAAGUCCAUAAUUUCACGAAUUUCACGCUUGAAAAAGAAUACAAAAUUCCUAAGAAAAUGCAUCUACAUUGUAAAUAUAGGAAGCAACGAUUACAUCAACAACUACUACAUGCCCGACCUUUACAAUACAAGCCACAUGUAUACCAAGCGUCAAUACGCAAAAGUACUUAUAAACCAGUACUCUGGACAACUGAAGAGUUUGUAUAGUUUGGGGGGCAGGAAGAUUGCGGUGUUUAGUCUGGCUCCUAUUGGGUGUAGCCCAAUUUAUAUAAACAAAUUUGGCACAUACGGCAAACCGUGCGUACAGAAGAUGAAUGAGGCAGUUACAUUAUUCAAUGAUAGGCUUAAAGCUCUUGUUCAUACACUUAACCAUAAGAAAUCAGAUGCAAAAUUCACCUUCAUCAACCUUGGGAGCAUUUUGUCACCUCUAGGAGAUGUGCCCAUGCCAAAUUCUCCGUGUUGUCUAGUAAGAAAAGAUGGACAAUGCAUUCCAAAGUCGAUUCCUUGCCCUAUGCGGUCUGUCUCUAUUUUCUUUGAUGGUUUACAUCCGACAGAAGUUUCUAAUAACAUCAUUGCAACAAGAUCAUAUUCUGGAGUUUCACAAAAGGACGCUUCCCCAUAUGAUAUAAGCCAAUUAGCUCAACUUUAA